AUGGUGGCCCUCCACCGUGGAGCAAAUUUCAUGCUUGAAAAUCCUCUGCAAUCUCUUAUCUACUUCCACCCACGGCUUCGCAAGUUCCUCAAGAAGCGCGGCCACACGGAACAAAUGACCUGGCUUGGAAUGUAUGGUGCCAAGACCUGGAAGCCUGUUAAACUGGUGAGUUCGUCAAAGGAAGUUCAACGUCUUUAUAGGAAGCUCAACAAGAAGAAGUUCGGGAAGAGUGGGAGCACUCGACAGUACCGGUCGGCAAGUGGGAAGCUAUGCUUUCAGGGGGUUCCGGGAAAGUUAUGUGAGACUGAAGUAUACCCCCCGGAGUUUGGGAGGGCGGUCCUUCAGCUGCAAUGA
Molecule: messenger RNA, 354 nt
Organism: Cladocopium goreaui
Lineage: Eukaryota; Dinophyceae; Suessiales; Symbiodiniaceae
Source: the annotation of a GenBank genome assembly